This is a messenger RNA of Tetranychus urticae (two-spotted spider mite), 1891 nucleotides long. RefSeq names its product lipid scramblase CLPTM1L. Lineage: Eukaryota; Metazoa; Arthropoda; Arachnida; Trombidiformes; Tetranychidae. The record is from RefSeq and is a predicted model, not a curated record. Gene Ontology annotation, cellular component: membrane; endomembrane system.
CAUAGUAACAUCAAAGCGAAUAAUUAUCUUGUUUGUUUUUUAUUUUGACGGUUUUUCUAGGUAAAUUAUGUUUCGCCUGACACUUUAACUGUAUUUUAUGUUAAUAUAACAUUGUUAAUCACUGACAAUGCGUCUUCCCUCCGUUUCUAUGAUAAUCACCGGGCUAUUUACUGCCUGGAUUUUCCAUUCCAUGUAUACCCUUUACAAAAUUUGUGUUAUCCAACCUUGUGAUCCUGGUUCUCCAUCAUGUCUUCGUCCGAUGUGGAAAGAGGAUGAUAUUUUCUCACUGUUUUUAUGCACUUCAAUUAGCGGUCAUCCACUAGCAUUUCCAUUGAAGACGAUUUAUAUAAAUGACAAAUUUAACACAAAAAGUAUCCCGAAAUUAGAGUUUAAUAUUACUCUAGAAGAUAAGGUUCUCAACAAUGGCACCUUGUUUCUACAUGCUUUUCUUACCAAGUCCCGAUCUCACCGAGAGGUAAACAAGGAACUUAUCAACAGCAAAUUAACGUCUCAUACAGUUGGUUCGCUGACUCACUACAUUCCUAAACGAGCUGCAUCAUAUAAACUGUUAGGAGGACAAAAUCAAAAGAGAGAUGAACCUAAAUUCUCGGGUCUUCCUGUUACUCACUGGAAGCCAAAAAUUGUUAUUGACAUGGUCUCAAGUCCACAAACUCUUCCAAUUUCAGCUAUAACAGAAGAAAUGGCUCCUCUUUUGAAGGUCAACAAAAACCGGCAAUAUCUACCAGUUCUUCAUAUCAGCUCAAAUCGUCACAGGGUUCGAGAACUUAUCCCUGUCGAGCAUGAUAAACCUGUUUAUCAUCUUGAAGUGAACAUUGACCAAGCAUCAAUUGGCAAACUUCGUUUCAUUCUGUUGGUUGAAUCAUCUUUCUCAACUAUGCCUGAAUUAGGAUUCAGUGAAUAUGACACGGAUGAUGUGAAAGGAAUCCUUUUUGAUACCAGUCUAUUUUUGCUCCUCGUUACUGUAUUCGUUUCUUGUUUUCAUCUUCUUUUCGACUUUUUGGCAUUUAAAAAUGAUGUACAAUUCUGGCGUCGUCGAGAUUCAAUGGCGGGACUCUCCUUCAGCAGUCUCUUGUGGCGUUGUGUUUCUCAAAUUAUCAUUGCACUCUAUCUUCAUGAUCAACAAACUAGUUUAAUUGUUGUAAUUCCAGCUGAUAUUGGAGCUUUGAUUGAAUUAUGGAAGUUAAAAAAGGCCUUGAAAAUUGAAUUUGAUGGUUUUAGGAUUAAGAUGAAUUCUAGAUCAAAAGAUGAAAAGACAACUGAUGCAUAUGAUACUAAAGCGAUGAAAUAUUUAUCAAUUUUCGUCCUCUAUCCUCUUGUUACUGUUGGUGCAAUUUACUCUCUCCUUUAUACUGAACACAAAUCAUGGUAUUCUUGGUUUAUUCAAAGUGCAGCAAAUGGUGUCUAUGUAUUUGGUUUCCUAUUCAUGCUACCGCAAUUGUUCAUAAACUACAAACUUAAAUCAGUUGCUCACUUGCCAUGGAAAGCAUUCAUGUACAAAGCAUUUAAUACAUUUAUCGAUGAUCUCUUUGCCUUUAUAUUGACUUCUAUCCCUACUGCUCAUCGCGUUGCUGCUUUCCGAGAUGAUAUCGUGUUCUUAAUCUAUUUAUAUCAACGAUGGUUAUAUCCUGUUGAUAAAAGUCGAGUUAGCGAGGAUUCAGCAAUCACCGAUGAAAGUAAAAAAGAGGAUUGAUGAUUCCAAAUUUUUUUAUACUAGUCCCAAUUGAAAAAAAUGCAACGAAAAUUGUAUGCAAAGUAAAAAACUCAAGAGCGACCAUCAAACUGCAUUUAAUGAAUAAAUUCUGUGAAUUUUUUGCGUGAUGAUUGAGGCUUACAAUAAAUAAAAUUGUUAAUAAAAUUAAGUAUAUUGCAA